AUGGCGGGUAUUGAUGAUCGGUCCCGUAUUUCGGUUUCUCCAUUCGGAGGCCCAACUGAGCUCAAUUGCGCCGAGUCUCGAGCAAUGAACAGAGAGGUAAUCAUGGCGGAUGUCGAUGAUCGAUCUCGACUCUCGGUCUCUCCUUUCGGAGACGCAGCCGCCUUCAAUGCCGAGCCUCGACCAAUGACCGCCAGCCUGACCAUGGUCGAUAACGACACUGAUAUGGUGGAUUCGUCGCAAUCUCUUUCUACCAGUAAUGCAAUCCACCUAAACGAGAGCUCGGAAGUCUCAAACAACUCCACCGGUCGUCCAGAAACCUUUAUCGAUCUCACCAAGAGUUCAAGGACCGUCAUCGAUCUCACUAGCGACGACGAGACUGAACGGGCUAUUGACGAGUUGACCUCUGAUAUAGCACACGUCACAGCUUCCUUCACCCACGACGCGAGUAACUUCUAUGGCUUUGGCAGUGCAUACCUCAAUAUCCUCCAGCCGAUCAAUGGCAGCUCAACUCCUGAACCGAAAAAACCCCAAUAUCUUGUUAGCGGCAUUGCUUACAGAGCCGGAAUGUCUCUGGAGCUUGAUGAUGGAUCGUUUAUGCGCGUCACUGACGUGGUGCCCGAAUCCCAUAAUUUGCGUUUCUUUGGCCGGCGCCUUUACCGCACGACUCAUCCCGAAGCCAAGACAUAUCUGCCCAAAGUCCACAAUGAACUGGUCUGGCUCACUCAGGAUACCGACAAUGUCAGCAUCAAGAAAGUCAAACGGGUUGUGCAAAUUAUCUUCACCAAUUUUCGAACCGAUUUUAUCAACAUUCCACCUGAACAAAGGGGAAAAUUGAUUUGCCGACUAAAACUGACUAUUCGCCAGAAUGGUGUCAUCAUUAUCCCAGGACAGGUGCCCUUGACUGCUGAGCAAUGUGCCGUUGAAUGGCUCACUUUCGAUGAGUCGGAUUUGGGAUAUGCUUUGCCUUCUAAGCAGCUGCGGGAUCAGUGGAGAGGCCGAACUGUAUACUUCGGCGAUGCUGCCAUGUCCUCUAAAGAUGAGGAUGCGAGGGCUGAGAACCGUGAACGACAGGGUGUGAUUGAUCUCACUGAGCCCAAGCGUGCAUACACUUUUGGUGAUGCGUACUGUGGUGGUGGUGGUAUGUCCUGCGGUGCCAAACAGGCUGGACUGAAGAUUAAAUGGGCUGUUGAUAUGGAUAAGCAUGCUCUGGAAACAUAUCAGCUGAAUUUCAAUAACGUGGAGGUCGAACAUUCCGACUUUUUCAGCUUUCUGACCAACGAUGCCAACUUCUUGCGGGUGGACAUUGCUCAUUGCUCCCCUCCUUGCCAAACUUGGUCUCCUGCUCAUACUGUGCCCUGUCCUCGGGAUGACGCCAAUUCCGCUUGCGUGUUCUCUGCUGGAAGCUUGAUUCGGGAAUCUCGUCCCCGUAUUCUGACAUUAGAGGAGACUAUGGGUUUGCCACAGCGAUUCCCCAUAAUUUUCAACCGAGUGGUGCUAGACAUGGUGGAAUUCGGAUACUCUGUUCGCUGGGCGGUGCUGGGCUGUGAUGAUUAUGGCGUGCCUCAAGAGCGGAAGAGAUUGGUUUUAAUUGCUGCGGGACCCGGUGAGUUUUUGCCAAACUUCCCUCAACCUACGCAUGGGUUGCCUGGUCACGGUUUGCUCCCUCGUGAGACCAUUUCCUCGACCAUCGAUAAUAUUCCUCCGGAUGCUGACGAUCACGAUGUCGACCGAGCCCUCGAGCGAUGGGCUUUGAGCCAUCGCACGCCCUUCGAUCGGUUUGGUCUUGCUCGGACCAUCACUUGUGGCGGUGGUGAGUUCAACUACCACCCUUCAGGCACACGGCCCUACACUAGUCGGGAGAUGGCUCUGUUGCAGACAUUCCCCCUGGACUACCAGUUCGCUGGCAAGUUCAUGCGCAAGCAAAUUGGGAAUGCCGUGCCCCCACUCUUCGCCAAGGCCAUCUUUGUCGCGAUCAUCGCGGCUCUGACUGAGACCGACGAGGAGGAGUCAACUGGGUUCUUCACCUAA
This is a messenger RNA of Penicillium paradoxum, 2028 nucleotides long. RefSeq names its product DNA cytosine methyltransferase. Gene Ontology annotation, molecular function: methyltransferase activity. The transcript is spliced from 2 exons. Gene Ontology annotation, cellular component: nucleus. Lineage: Eukaryota; Fungi; Ascomycota; Eurotiomycetes; Eurotiales; Aspergillaceae. The record is from RefSeq and is a predicted model, not a curated record. Bases 1 to 2028 code for a protein of 675 amino acids.